Molecule: messenger RNA, 5304 nt
Organism: Colletotrichum scovillei
Lineage: Eukaryota; Fungi; Ascomycota; Sordariomycetes; Glomerellales; Glomerellaceae
Product: DENN domain-containing protein
Exons: 2
Coding region: 1293-4823 (1176 amino acids)
Biological process (GO): regulation of Rab protein signal transduction
Cellular component (GO): cytoplasmic vesicle
Source: RefSeq, a predicted model, not a curated record
ACGCUGCCUUUCACUCUUCACACACGCACACAAAAGUACGAAGUGAGGUACCCGCCAUAUCUUUGCAUUUAGAAAUACACACCUACGUAAAAACGGGAAACCGAACGACGCGGCCAGAAGAAGAAUAGAAAAUCCCGUCCGCGCGUGGCUUCUCGGUACCUGACCAAACCAAACCAAACCAUACCAGACCUGACCUGACUUGACCUGCUGCGCCUGAUUAUUUGUUUCCCAUCUUCUUUGCCUUUAUUCUCCUCCAUCUCCUCCAUCCAACGACUCGACUCUUGUUUGGUCGUUUGUUGUCUGUCGUCGGGAAAAUCUCCUUUCUUGUUUUCCUUUUCCUUUCUUUUUCUUGGAGGCUCUGCGUCUGUUCUUCUGUCACCACCGAAAAAACGAAGAGGGGGAAAAGGUUUAUGCCGAGCGAGCAGACAAGAGCAGAAGAAAAAAAAAAUACACCAUCGCCCUCUCUCGUUCGUUGUUGUUAUCUUUGUCCGACACGACCAACCUACUACCUAAACCUGGGCGAAAUCUGAUCAGACACCAAUCUUGACCUGGCUGACGCCUCUCCUCACUCGUCAACUUUCACUUCCGCCUCUCGACACCCAAAGCCAAACCCUCCCAAGAUCCACUCCUUUGGCGGCUUCCUCUUCUUGUUGUUGAUUCACCCAUCGACUUGUGGCCCGCUUGUCUGCCCUACCUUAACCUCACAUCGCGGCUCCUGUUCUCAACAUCCCAUCACAACUACGCCUACCUACCGCCAUCAAUAUCAUCUUGGCCUCGCACUCCGCGACGCUUUCGCCCUUCUACGAUCCGGGUUCGAUCCUUUACCUCCGGCUUCCCUGCCUGACCUGCCCCUUUUGCUCCGCUGCUUAGGCGCUUUAGCUGUCGCUGGUCGAGAAGCAGUCGCAUUUUUCCCUGGUUCGUGCGUUCACCGCCUUCUGUUCCCCCUCCUCUUCUCCAGUCUUGGAUGGAGACCUCGACAGGAUCCCAUAGCUAAACGAGCCCGAUUCCCUCCAGGUCGUCGCCUGAGACUUUUCCAUCAGAACCUCCCGGAUCCUGGCACCCCUGCCCUGUCCACCCACCGCACCGCACCGAAGUUCAACUUGUACCACAAAGUACACCCCCAGUCCUGACCGACCACUCAACGACCCAAAGGACCCCGAGACCCUCUCGCGAUUAAAAAGCCCGGGCCAGCCCCCCGUGCGAGAGCAACGAGACGUUGGGAAAAAAUAUCCUCGCCGGCCAGACAUAUCGCCAAAUCGCCAAUCCGGCUGGUCACCAGCAAGUGACAUGUCAUGGACAGCUCCUCGACGCCGCUCGCCGACUACUUCUGGAUCGCCGGCGUAGAGUCCGUCUCUUAUCAGGACUCUACCCCGCAGCCCCCCUCCAACAACGUCGAGUCCACCAUCGCCGAGGACAGCGAGUAUGAGGAAAGCGAUAACGAGUUCAACGCCACCCCGAGCAAGCGCGUCGCUCGCCAUUCCAGCGUCGGUCGCCAUUCCAGGCAGAACUCGGGUGGUGGUGGUGGCCGCGCCCCCAGUCGCUUUUCCAUCCAGACUGUCGAAGAAGUAGACGGGAACACGCGAAGCAACCGGAGCAGCGCUACCAUUCGACCCUCCCAGGCGAGCCAGAUCAAUGGCUCCGGCAGCGGUGCCGGCCUCAAUGUCUUCAAUGGCCUCCCCCCUGGCCUCAAUGGCGAAGGACCUUUUAUCGAAGGCUUCGACUUUGACAAGGCCUUGCUCAAGUUCGCCUCCGAACGAGAGAACUUCUUGGAAGACUUGUCCUUCAGUGCCGGUGCCAAAACACAAGCCCGCCCUCCCAUGGUCAACCCCAGAGCUGAGCGCAUCAAGGCUGACGAGGGCGACGCGAGCGGCCGGAGAAGUCCCCUACGCAGCAUCGAGCGGAGCAUCAAGGGCAGCAUCCGCCGCAAGAUGAGUUUCAGGGACAUGAACAGCAUGCGCAAGCAACCCACCACUCCUCGGGCGAGCACGCCAGGAGCCGGUACGAUACCCCGCCAAGGUCCACCCUCCUCUGUAGCGCAAUCCUCAAGUCCUUUCCGGUCAACUAACACGCUGGCUCCAGCUUCAAUUAGGACUGCCAAGCGACUCAGCAACUACAACUCGGUGAUUCCUCCUCCGGAGCCCCUGAACACGGAUCCAGACAUGCAUCCCCUCAAGAGACGAUUCGAGCCUGUCUUGUUGGACAGGUACCCAGCCAAAGACGCGACAGACGAGAUCGCCCGUCGUGGGAGAUUCCCAGACUACGUUCCCAUGUUUGCCUUCCCGAACGAUAUCCAGAUCGUGUCUUCCGAUGACAGGCCACGUUCCACCUGGCAUGGUUUUACAAUGACUUCGGACGAUAACUCCAAGAUAUAUGGUAUCACCAUCAUCAUCUGGACCGCCCUGACAUCCGAGGUUGCAGACGAGGUGGAGAAAAGAUGUGAGCAGUGGCGGCAGAGCCACAUGUCCAACGAGGAGCGGGAAUUGGCGGCUAGUCUGGGAGUGCGACUUGCGGCUGAGCGUGCGCAUCUCUCCCAGUUGCUUGCGAAGCUCCCUACGAUUCCCUCGGGGUCUUCCGCUCGUGAUACUCUGGAUGACCAGAUUAGCGCUGUUGAGGAGAAGAUUAGUCUCAUGACAGAAAUGCUGAGACCACUUCGGCACGGUGCCGCGUCCAAGAUCGACGGCUUGACGGCUGGCGAGAGUGGACUGUGGGCCCCCAGAGCUUACGGCAUCUUGGGAAGAGACGCCACGAGAAUGUCGUUCUGGAAGGAAUGGCUGCGAGCCAUCGUUGUGCCUAUGACCGACAGUGCAGUUCUUCGAGUGCCACCCAGCUCCCCCAAGGUUGGUCGUUGGCAGCCUCUUGAGCGUUACGUCGUCAAUCUGUGCACCGAGGCAUUUAGUCCGCUGGCUUCCAAGACCCAGGUCGAGCUAGGCGUGCGAGAGUUGCGGCUAUAUUGUCGAAAGGAAGCCAUCAACGAGAUUCCAGGGGCCCGGACCAUUGACAUCUACGCCCUAUUCAGAUGUUUGUCCAUGGAGAACAUUGUUGCUUUGUUCGAGUACGCAAUGUCAGAGUCUCGCAUUAUCUUCCUUUCCUCACACACUGGUAUGCUUCACCUGGCAUGCCACGCACUGGUCAAUUUGUUGUAUCCCCUGAAGUGGGCGAGCAUCUUUAUUCCUGUGCUCCCUGCGCGUCUGAUUUCGGCACUCGAAGCACCUUGCCCUUACAUCGUCGGCAUCGAGCGGCGAUAUGAGAAGAUUGAGCUUCCGGAAGACGACUACGUACUGGUUGAUUUGGACCUUGAUACGAUCGACGCCACUAACCAGCCCGUUCGACUUCCACGACAGCAUCGUCGCAAGCUCAUUUCUUUACUUCAUGUGGCCGCGCCGCAUCACAUUCGGUAUGGAGUGACUACUGGACCCCCGCCAUAUGCAAUGGAGUCGUACCCGUAUGACGCCUUUUCAGUCGAGAACGAUACUCUGUACAACGCCAGUGUCGCCUCGAGCUCCUUAGGCAAGUGGGUUACACAGAACUCUUCAUCUUUCGGAGAGCCGGCCCCUCCGAACUCGGUGCGACCACCAAUCUUCAAUGCUUUCUUGCAUUCGAAGGCUGGCGAUCACAGCAAGGACCGGCCUACUACCAGCAAGUCCGGUAAAACCAGCCCACAAUCUUCCAUCUCACCCGUCUCGAUGAACUUCCCCCCGAUGCCGACCACACCUGUGUCACGCAGCGAUUCCGGCUUUGCACAGACUUUGAGAGAAAAGAAGUCGGGCCACUUUGAUGAGAAGUCUCGCCGCAGCUCGUCCUUUGGCAUGGACAAGCAACCUCCUCUCCACCGACCAAGCUUGCCCUUCCUUAACGGACACAAUCCAAGCAUGUCGGUAUCGGCAAUCUCGGUCGAUUCGCAGUCUUCGUACAAUGGGUACACGCCCGGAUAUGCACCUUCCACGUAUGCCCAGUCCACCCUGGCGGCAUCAACCAUCAUGCCCAACAUGCUGAUUCAGCCCGUACGGAACACCGACACAAUGGUGUGGGUCGAGGGCCAUUGCUUCAACUGGAUGGCCCAUGACUUGUCCUCGACAUGUUCCGUCUGCGACGACAAGUCAGAAGGAGACGGCAUCUACGAGUGUUCUCACUGCAAUGCCCGCUCUCACAACCGCUGCCUGGGACAGGUCUCCGUGGUGUGCAGCGAAGCAUUCCACCCUGACCGAGUUCGAGCUGCUUUCGUUCGAUGCCUCGCUAGUCUCUUGUACACGUACAGAAAGCAUCUAGGCCGUCCCACUCGUGAGCAAAAGAACAAUGGCCAACUCUACAAUUUCGACAUGAACAGCUUCAUUAAGAGUCUCCCGUACGACCAACAAGAGUACGCCACAAUGUUGAGAGAAACUCAAGCUUUCAACGAGUUCAUUCACGAGCGGGAGACACACUCGGCGACGCACGCGUCGAUCCGUCUCUUUGACGAGAUCAUCAUGGCCAAGAAGGCUCGCGGACGGCCGGGACUCUCAACGGGAUUCUCUCGUCUUUCGACCAUCCGUAUGUCGCACGGUGCGUCAAGCAACGCUUCAGGGUUCGCUGCGCCAUCAAAGCUCAAGAUUCCUACGUAUCUGGGCGAUACUUCGGACCACAUGUGGCGGACGGCUUCGGUGCCUGCUCCCAGUGCCAAGUUCCCGGGCGAGUACCGAACCGUCGUCACCCGGAUUCCUACCAAGCUGGACCCCAGUCUGAUGAGAGAGCCUCGAGCGAUCCAGGGUGUCCCUCGGGCCGAGCAACGGGCACACGGGUUCAUCAGGAAGCAAGUACCCAGCAUGGUUGGUAGUCCACCAAACUGAAUGAAUGUCGACGAUGACGUUUGCCGGCGAUUUGUCGGUCAUGAUUCGACGACCAUCUCGACUUUCUGCCUCUCUGCGCUGUACGAUAGGGAGAAUGUAUGUUUAAUAAACGGCAGGGGGCAGAAUUGUAUAAAAUCAUUUCGAGCAUAAGGGGGGAGUCUGGGGUUUAAAGAGGGCUAGGGGGUUCCUCAUCAAGAAGUCGUUCUUCAUUUUUUUUGCGAGUCUUUCAAUUUCCAGCUGCGAGCCAGAACUUGGAUUCUAUUGCCAUUUCCGGAUAACUGCGUUGCUGUCGAGCAGGAAGUGCAAACUAGCAAGCAAAAGAAGCGGAUAGAGAGGGAGGGAGACACAGAGGGAGAGAGCAUUGGCGGAUGGGAUGGGGCUGUUCGCAAUCGCGAUACAACUGUCCCUCUUUGGUCGUUUUUAAUUGCGCACAUACUAGACUAAGAAGACAUGGAGGAAACGACGAAUAUACUAGGCCCCA